Molecule: messenger RNA, 825 nt
Organism: Plasmodium yoelii
Lineage: Eukaryota; Apicomplexa; Aconoidasida; Haemosporida; Plasmodiidae
Product: PIR protein
Exons: 3
Coding region: 1-825 (274 amino acids)
Source: RefSeq, a predicted model, not a curated record
AUGUAUAAGGGAUUGUGUGAACUAAUUAAUGCGGCUGAUAAUAAUUUUGUUGAUGAUCCGAACAAUCCGGGAGAACAUACUUCUAUGGAUUUGUUUAAUUCGUAUUGCCCUUAUAAUAGCUGUGAUACUGAUGAUAAAAAAGUUAGUUCUACUUUUAUAGCAUUGCUAACUUUAUUUAAUAGUAUUAAUAAUGAAAAUUUAGAUAGUGAUAAACUUGUUGAAUACGCUAUUUUAUGGUUAAGUUAUAGACUAAAUCAAAAAACACAAAAUGGAACGACCAAAUUAGACGAUUUUUAUACUAAUCAUGUAGUAACAAAUAAUAAAUAUGAGGAAAAUAUAACUACUGAUAAUAAGAUUAAUAAGGAUGUUAUAAAUAACAAAAUAGAAUCGAUGAAUAUUGAUAUUAAAGAUAUAUCUAAUUUUUAUGAUGCAUAUAAAUCAUUAUGUAACAUGUAUAGUGAAUUUGAUCCAGAAGAAAAUACUGAAUGCAAGACAUGUUUAGAAAAUGCUGGAGAAUUGUUUGAAAAAUAUGAAAAACUUAAAAAUGCUUUAGAUAUUAAUAAAGGAAGUUCUUAUUAUAAACUAUUGUCUAGUUUAUCAAAUGAUUAUAAAAUUUUUGUAAAUAAAUAUAAUAGUCUUGAAUGUAGUCAUAGCUCGCCACUUGUAGCUUGUCCACGAAGUUCAGUAACAAAAAAUAUACUAAUUACAAUUGCAAUUAUAUUUGUUGCAGCAUCAAUUUUAUUGGGAGUUUCUUAUAAGUAUUCGUUAUUUGGAUUUCGGAAACGAUUUCAAAAACAAAAAUUAAGAGAAAAUCUAAAAAAAUAA